Epinephelus moara (kelp grouper) is the source of this 3419-nucleotide messenger RNA. RefSeq names its product beta-secretase 1 (gene bace1). Gene Ontology annotation, biological process: amyloid-beta metabolic process; membrane protein ectodomain proteolysis. The record is from RefSeq and is a predicted model, not a curated record. Gene Ontology annotation, cellular component: membrane; trans-Golgi network; endosome. Lineage: Eukaryota; Metazoa; Chordata; Actinopteri; Perciformes; Serranidae. The transcript has 9 exons. Gene Ontology annotation, molecular function: aspartic-type endopeptidase activity. Bases 563 to 2140 code for a protein of 525 amino acids.
UGCAGCGGGGUGGAUGGAGGAGGAGGAGGAGGAGGUGAAAGACUGGAAGGCGGAGAACUGAAUGAACGGGUCGGGGAAGGGGAAGGAUGCGGAUUACGGUAGCUCGCCGGCCAGCCUGCCUACCGACGAUGGUCUCGGUCGUCUGACGUGAGGAUGUGCGGAGAAAACGACGCGAGCCUGCGGUUUGUUGAUACGCUGAACACGGAGGGAGAGCUUGUAAUUUACCCGUCGGCUCAAAUAAUCUGUGACACCGAGGGUUGCCAGGUUUGAUUGUGAGGGUGAUUUUUUAUUUCCAACGUAGGCUGUUUUGUAUUUACAUUUAGCCUACGUUGUGAUUCAUCUUAUAUCGGUUUCCUUUCUCUUAGUUGAACGUCAAGAAAACCGGGGAAAAAACACAGUGACCCUUGUGGUGCAACUGCCAUCAUGGUUUUAGCCGUCAUUUUAGCAUCAUCACCACCUGAUCUCUUCUCCUGUGCCGCUGCAAACUGGAUGUCAAACUGAACGGAGCGUCGUAAAGUCCAAACCAAGCGAACCUUAAAAUACAACUUUACCGAGUGUCAACAUGGAGGCGUCGACGUUAACGCCUCGCUGGUUGACAGGUCUGUUUCUAUGGACAACGUUAUGUCUGCUCAGCAGCGGUCAAUCCGCGCCGGACGCCUCAGGCCUGCCUCUAGCUAUCCGCGUGCCACUGCGGCAAGGCGCUCGCGCUGAGCAGCCAGCGCCGCUGCCCGUUGCCUCCGCGCACCGCGAGCGCGGCAACGCUGGGAAGCACGGUGCGCGCAGGCGGAGAGGAGCGGCAGCGGGCGGCAUCAGCUUCGUGGACAUGAUUGAUAACCUGCGUGGGAAGUCCGGUCAGGGAUACUACGUGGAGAUGGCUGUGGGCUCUCCUCCGCAGAAGUUGAACAUCCUGGUGGAUACGGGAAGCAGCAACUUUGCUGUCGGGGCAGCUGCUCAUCCCUUCCUGCGCAGAUACUACCAUCGUUCGCUCUCCAGCUCAUACCGUGACGAGGGUAGGAGUGUGUACGUUCCCUACACCCAGGGUCGCUGGGAAGGGGAGCUGGGCACCGACCUGGUCUCUGUCCCCCACGGCCCCAACGCCACUCUGCGUGCCAACAUUGCAGCAAUCACCCAGUCAGAUCGCUUCUUCAUCAAUGGAUCCAACUGGGAGGGAAUCCUGGGACUGGCCUAUGCCGAUAUAGCCCGGCCUGAUGAGACAUUGGAGCCUUUCUUUGACUCUCUGGUUCGCCAGACUCCUGUCCCCAACCUCUUCUCUCUCCAGCUGUGUGGAGCCGGCUUCACCCAGAACUACUCCCUGGGCAGCGCCACUGUUGGCGGCAGCAUGAUCAUCGGAGGAGUGGACCCAUCGCUCUAUGUGGGAGAGCUUUGGUACACUCCCAUCCGCAGGGAGUGGUACUAUGAGGUCAUCAUUGUACGUAUUGAGGUGAAUGGACAAGACCUCAACAUGGACUGUAAAGAGUACAACUAUGAUAAAAGCAUCGUGGAUAGUGGCACCACCAACCUUCGACUGCCUAGAAAAGUCUUCCAGGCUGCAGUCAAGGCUAUUGAAGCAGCCUCUUCGACAGAGCAGUUUCCCUCUGGGUUCUGGCUUGGGGAGCAGCUGGUAUGUUGGCAGGCCGGCACUACACCCUGGCACAUCUUCCCCGUCAUCUCCCUCUACCUGAUGAGUGAAAACCACAACCAGUCAUUCAGAAUCUCCAUCCUACCGCAGCAAUACCUGCGGCCAGUAGAGGAUGUGGCCUCGGCCCAAGAGGACUGCUACAAGUUUGCCGUGUCCCAGUCUAGCACUGGUACAGUGAUGGGGGCUGUCAUCAUGGAAGGCUUCUACGUGGUGUUCGACCGAGAAAAGAAACGCAUCGGCUUUGCUGUCAGCACCUGCCACGUGCAUGAUGAGUUCCGCACAGCCUCCGUGGAGGGCCCAUUCCAUGGCGUCGACCUGGAGGACUGUGGCUACAACAUCCCCCAGACCGAUGAGUCCACCCUUAUGACCAUCGCUUACAUCAUGGCGGGAAUCUGCGCUCUCUUCAUGCUGCCGCUGUGUCUCAUGGUGUGCCAGUGGCGUUUCGCUCGCUGUCUCCACCCACACGGGGACUUCGCUGACGACAUAUCGCUCCUUAAGUGAAGGGAGAGUCGAAGGGGACUAAAGGAGUCGUGGAGACCUACGCUUGAAACGCAGGACAGGGGAUGGAGAAUGUGGUAAAAGGGAUUGUUGCAAAAAUGUUGGUGCUGUUGAGAGAGAGGUUUUUCAGGAUAUGUAAAGUAUAGAAAAUGCUGACACACACGGGACGGAGCAUAUGAGGAUAACUAGAGCCAUUACUAACCGCAAGGACAAACAAGAGUAAGUUGGUGUCAUCAGCGUCAACUAUGCCUGUUUAAGCUACCUAUGCAGAUCAGCAUGGAGGAAGGGACAGAUGUGGGGAACAUGCAAAAUAAAAAAAACAGCUCUUUGUUAUAAAUAGUGUAUAAAUAGACCACAGAGGUGGAUCAGAUUUGGAAUUUUGUCUCUUAACGUUGCAGAGCUCCACGCAGAGUGGUUUGAGGGGAAAAUAAAAUAAUGAAUAAACUCACAACCUGGAUGUGAACACAAGAUGUGAAUCUAUCAUGCAGUCAGACGUGGUUUUGUCGGAGUGUGUUUCUAGAUCUACUGUUUGUGGCUUCUGAGUGAAUGAAACAAGGUUGAUAUGUGUGAGCAUGCCUGUAUGUGUGCACAGCUGUACUGUACGUGGAGAGUAUACAGAGCGAUUUAAUGAAGAUGAAGAUGAUACUUAUGAGAAUGACACUACUGAGUAUGAAUAGCAUCUAUGAAAUUACAAUAUUUUGCAAAUGCCAGCAAAGAAUUCUGCAACGCAAAUUAAGUAAGCAUAAAGAGGUUCAUUUGAUGAAAUAUCAGAUCGUAACAGCAUUUAUUGCAUAAAAUCAGUUCUGCUUGGCGUGAGACUGAGACUACUGAACACAGUCGAUAUCAGAUGUCACUUUUUCUUCCUAUAUUGAUAGCUUAUAUGUAUCUAUUGUAAAUAAAAUUUGUGCAUUCCAGAUCUUCUAUUUGCGCAGUCACACACAGAAUACACAUUGCUUAUCUACUGCUGCACCAUCUGAUGAUUUGCACAUGUAAAAAAAAAACACAUUACAUAUCACCAAACCAAGACUUAACAGGGCUUCUCUCACAGACACACAAACAGCCUAACUCACCACAUCUUUCAAUGGGGACCAUACAGUAUAUGCUCGGACAAGGAAACCAGCCCAAAGUAUGUUAUACACUAAAGAACACUAUGUAUAUGUCUACAAGGGACAGUUUGUAUUGUCUCUCAGCAAGCUGUAUAUAGAUAAACUCAGAACUGUAUAUUUAUCUGUCAGGCGCUGGCAGCACUGUGGAAUCAAUAAAGUACUUAUGGUAACUGGAA